AUCUUGGCACCAGAGACUGGCACUUGUAGUGUCAAUAAUGCAGAUCAUCUUGGCACCAGAGUCUGGCACUUAUAGUGUCAAUACUGCAGAUCAUCUUGGCACCAGAGACUGGCACUUAUAGUGUCAAUACUGCAGAUCAUCUUGGCACCAGAGACUGGCACUUAUAGUGUCAAUACUGCAGAUCAUCUUGGCACCAGAAGCUGGCACUUGUAGUGUCAAUACUGCAGAUCAUCUUAGCACCAGAGACUGGCACUUGUAGUGUCAGUACUGCAGAUCAUCUUGGCACCAGAGACUGGCACCUGUAGUGUCAGUUCUGCAGAUCAUCUUGGCACCAGAGACUGGCACUUGUAGUGUCAAUACUGCAGAUCAUCUUGGCACCAGAGACUGGCACUUGUAGUGUCAAUACUGCAGAUCAUCUUGACACCAGAGGCUGGCACUUGUAGUGUGAAUACUGCAGGUCAUUGUGACACCUGAGACUGUCACUUGUAGUGUCAAUACUGCAGAUCACCUUAGCACCGAAGGCUGGCACUUGUAGUGUCAAUACUGCAGGUCAUUGCGACACCAGAGACUGGCACUUGUAGUGUCAAUACUGCAGAUCAUCUUGGCACCCGAGGCUGGCACUUGUAGUGUGAAUACUGCAAGUCAUUGUGACACCUGAGACUCUCACUUGUAGUGUCAAUACUGCAGGUCAUCCUGACACCAGAGACUGGCACUUGUAGUGUCAAUACUGUAGAUCAUCAUUGCACCAGAGGCUGGCACUUGUAGUGCCAACAUCAGUGUUAGAAACCUUCUGAAAGUUCUAUUAAGUAUAUAUGGUGACAACACUAUCUACAGUGUUAAUACAGUGACAGUGUUGUCACACUAUUUAUAGUGUUAAUAUAGUGACAGUGCUAUCACAUUAUCUGCAGUGUUAAUAGUGACAGCACUGUCUACAAUGUUAAUAAUACAGUGUUAAUAGUAUAGUGACCACUAUGGUGAUAAUACAGUGACCACUACGGUGUUAAUGCAGUGACCACUACAGUGUUAAUAAUAGGUACAGUGACCACUACAGUGUUAAUAAUACGUACUUUGACCAAUGUAGUGUUUAUAAUACCGUGACCACUGCAGUAUUAAUAAUACAGUGAUCACUACAGUGUUAAUAAUACAGUGACAAUAACUAUAGACUAUUACAGUGACAAUAACUAUAGACUAUUACAGUGACAACACAACAGUGUUAUAACACAGUGAGAACACUAACUACAGUAUUAAUAAUACAGUGACUAACUACAGUAUAAAUAAUAUAGUAACAGCUCUACUUCGCUGUUAAUUAUACAUUGACAACAAUAACUACAGUGGUAAUACAGUGGCAACACCAUAACAGUGUUGGUAAUGCAACAUUUACAGUACCAACAACACUUUUAUAAGGUUAACGUGUCAUAAACACUGAAAUAUCUGCUAGAGUCACCCUAUUCCUUAGUCACUAUACAGUGGUACCUUGAGUUUCGAACAUCUCCCAAUUCAAACAAUUAUGUAAGUGUAUUUUUGUGAGUGUUUUUGUAAGUGUAUUUUUGGGGGUCUGAAACGGACUAAUCUAAUUUACAUUAUUCUUUAUGGGAACAAAUUCGUUCGGUAUCGGCACUUGAACAGCCUUCCGGAACAAAUUAAGUUUGUAACUUGGAGUAUCACUGUAUUACCCUUACAGGUUUAGUGCUUGCUAUAUUUAUAAUAUUACAGAAAUAUUAGUUUUCCGUGUAAUGAUCUCAGAUUCUUCUCUAGUUAAAUAUUCACUUGAAAAAACGUGUUGAAGCCACACAUUCACACUAAAACAAUUUUCAUAACAUCUCUGCCCACAUUUAUUAUAGACAAAAAACAACAACAACAGUUUUCUGAAAAAUGUGAUUUAGUAUGACACGUGAGAACUCAUACAGGAAAGAAGCCUUAUCAAUGUUCAGAAUGUCUGAAAGACUUACUGAAAAGUCUGAUUUUGUAAGUCACACUACAACUAAUACUGAAGAGAAACCGUAUCAGUGUUCAUAUUGUUUGAAAGACUUUUCUAGAAAAUCACAUUUAGUAAGUCACAUGAGAACUCAUACUGGAGAGAAACCACAUCAGUGUUCAGAAUGUUUGAAAGAUUUUUCUGAAAAAUCAAGUUUAAUAAGACACAUGAGAACUCAUACUGGAGAGAAACCAUAUCAGUGUCCAGAAUGCCUGAAAGAUUUUUCUCAAAAGUCUGAUUUAGUAAGUCACAUGAGAACUCAUACUGGAGAGAAACCACAUCAGUGUUCAGAAUGUUUGAAAGAUUUUUCUGAAAAAUCAAGUUUGAUAAGUCACAUGAGAACUCAUACUGGAGAGAAACCAUAUCAGUGUUCAGAAUGUCUGAAAGACUUUUAUAGAAAAUCAAAUUUAAUAAGUCACAUGAGAGUCCAUACUGGAGAAAAACCACAUCAGUGUCCAGAAUGUCUGAAAGACUUUUCUCGUAAGCCUGAUUUAGUAAUUCACAUGAGAACUCAUACUGGGGAGAAACCAUAUCAGUGUUCAGAAUGUCUGAAAGACUUUUCUAGAAAAUCACGUUUAGUAAGUCACAUGAUAACUCAUACUGGAGGGAAAACAUUUCGGUGUUCAGAAUGUUUGAAAGACUUUUCUCAAAAGUCUGAUUUAGUAAAUCACAUGAGAACUUGUACUGGAGAGAAAUCAUAUAAGUGUUCAGAAUGCAUGAAUGACUUUUCUCAAAAAACCACAAUUAAUACGAAUCGUUCCUGGAAUAUACCUGGAGAGUGUUUCAGGGGGUCAAUGCCCCAUGACCCAGCUCAUGAUGAGGCCUUGGGGUGA
Molecule: messenger RNA, 2808 nt
Organism: Cherax quadricarinatus
Lineage: Eukaryota; Metazoa; Arthropoda; Malacostraca; Decapoda; Parastacidae
Source: RefSeq, a predicted model, not a curated record